Messenger RNA from Panonychus citri (citrus red mite), 2537 nucleotides. RefSeq names its product protein spaetzle 4-like. Bases 885 to 2288 code for a protein of 467 amino acids. Gene Ontology annotation, molecular function: growth factor activity; Toll binding. The transcript is spliced from 2 exons. Gene Ontology annotation, biological process: central nervous system formation; innate immune response; regulation of Toll signaling pathway. Gene Ontology annotation, cellular component: extracellular region. The record is from RefSeq and is a predicted model, not a curated record. NCBI's taxonomy places the organism in Eukaryota, Metazoa, Arthropoda, Arachnida, Trombidiformes, Tetranychidae.
GGAACCUGUUUCAUUUACUUGUUUACUUUUUUUAAAUUAAGUUAAAUUGUAGUUAGUUGUUGUUAAUUUAAUCCACUAAAUUACAGGCAUAAAACACUUACAAUUAAUUGUUAUUGAAAAGAAAAACUAAACAAUCAAAUAAAGACGAAGAGAAUACAAUUAGUAAAUCAUCAACCCUUUCCAACAAUUAACAGUGGAAAAGUCAAUCCACCAGAAACUCCAGAACUUUUAACAGAUUAAUUAUCAAGCUUAAUUGUUGGUUAACAGGUUCAGAAGUCUCUAAUUAUUAGAAUUGAAGAUUAAUUAACUAAUUGUGAAGAUUAAGAAAAGGGAAACAGGUAAACGAAAAUACUUUCUCAUAAGUAGACCGAAAGUCUUACCUGUUGAUGGAGAUUCUGUAAAAGAGGAAGAUGAGGAUGAAGACGAAGAUGGAGAUGAAGAUGGAGAUGAAGACAAUAUCAUCUGAAAUUGAUCUUGAAUCCAUCGAUUAUGGUCAAUCAUUAAGUACGCAAAUACGGAAGUAACAAUCACCGGGCAAAGUGAGAGAGAGAGAGAAGAUGGAAGAUAAAUAGAGAGAGAAAGAGAGAAGGUGAAAAGAGGUGGAGAUGAUAAGAAGAGGAUAAGAACUUGGUUUUCAAGUUCCAAUCAGUUGAUAUUCCAAAAAAAGAUUCACAAAGACAUUGAACUUGAAAAGAGAAGAAAAAAAACAUCGAAUGGAAAAAAAUUGGAACCAGAGUCCGAAAAACUAAUUGGAUGUCCAGUUGGUCAGUGUUUUCCUUUUUCUUUUCGUUAUCCCGAAAAAUUGAACAACAUUCAAAGUCCAAGGUAAAAUUGUUCAGUUUAAAAGUUUAUCUCUUGUGAGAUUAACUUUAAUCGCCCGCCAAAUGAUGUUAACUCCAAUUCUUAUUCAGGUAAUUGUUACCUUGUUAAUUAACUUUCUUUCCUUAGUUGUCACACAAUCGACUUGUGGACCUAAGGUCAGUGCCCGUCUAUUAAUGGACAUCCCUUGUGAUAUGAGUAAGACAAAUUUCUGUGAAUUGUCGGGGACAAUUUACCCUUGGUCAGCAGUUCGUCGUUAUAUUUAUGAGAAUCAAGGUUUAUUACGUCGUAUGUAUGGUGACCAGAGACAUUAUUCAAUAGUGACCAAUGAGAUGCAUGAGGCCAACGAAAAGUAUGAUAAUAUUUUCAUCUACGAUCAGGAGACUAAAUUUUUUGAGAGCAAUCAAAUUAACCAUCAAUCGCCUUAUGCGGUUAAAUAUCAGCCUCAAUUUAGACCUCGAGCUUUUUUCAUGGACGAAAGUGAUGAGGAUGAAAGUGUAACUUCAUCUUCAUCUUCAUCUUCACCAUCAACAUCAACAACAAUCGUUAAUCAACAAACCAAUUCAAGUGAAUCAUCAAAUAAUAAUCUAAAUUUCAACGAUCAAUUAACUAGUAACAAUAAUGGAACCAUUGAUAAAAUCUUCAUGUUGAAAGAAAGUGAAAAUAAUACUCGACAAGAAUCAACAACAUCGAAACCAGAAUCAUCAUCAACGACAAUAAUUAACGAUCAAAGUUCAUCAAGUGAAUCAGAUUAUUCAGAUUCUGGUGUAACAGUUAAAUCGGAAGAUGAAGCAACAGAAUCACCAAGUGAUCAAAAUGAUGAAAUGACCAAACAAGUGGACAAAGUGCUUCACAUGAUUGAGGCCAAUGAUCAACAAGAAUCAUCUGAAUCAAGUACAUCAUCACAAUCGGAAACACUUCAAACAUCAUCACAACCCCAAUCAACUUCCUCUCCAACACAACCACAACCCCAACCACAACAAACUACAACUACAACACCAAUGAGUACAAUUGAAGCGCAUUCACCACACCCCACCAACAACAACAACAACAAUGAGCAAUCACCACCUCCAGCGCUUCCCAAACAACCAACAGCACCAAUGGAAACCGAUACAGCACCAAAGGGCAAGGGCGUUAAUGCUUGUCCAGUUAAAGAGGAAGUGGUUGCCCCUUAUUGGGCGAACAACACUCGAGGUGAGAUUCUGGCUCUACUGAAUGUCUACCCCUUCGAGCAAUAUGUCCACUGGGAGAAAUGCGCCCACGAGAACAGUCAAAUGUUCUGUAGGGACGGUUGUCGAUGCGAACAACAAUAUCGACUUCAUCGGUUACUCGCUUUCGACCCGAAAAAUGAAUGUCGAGGUAUUUUCGCCGAUUGGUUCAGAUUUCCUUCGUGUUGUGUUUGCAUUUGCUACGAUUUACCAGAAACUAAUCUAUUCUAUCGAUCUAAUAAAAGGAAAAGUCGACUUUAGGACAUUUCCAUCGAAUCGAAAAGAAAAAGAAAAAGAAAUCAAAACUAAACUCGAUUUCCAAUCGUAAAUUUUGUUAUUUUUAUCGUUUGUUUCCAUUCAAUUUAUUGAUUCAGUUUAAUUCUAGUUCAUGAUAGUUAAUCAAUUAUCAUGAACUCUAUCAUCAAUUUCAUCCAAUUUGUAUUAUUAAUUAUGUUGUUUUCUUGUAAUCAAUUUUGACAGAAAAUUAAAAUGUAAAAUUUGAGAUUUUAA